This is a messenger RNA of Pseudophryne corroboree (corroboree frog), 2867 nucleotides long. RefSeq names its product KLF transcription factor 4 (gene KLF4). NCBI's taxonomy places the organism in Eukaryota, Metazoa, Chordata, Amphibia, Anura, Myobatrachidae. The record is from RefSeq and is a predicted model, not a curated record. The transcript has 4 exons. The coding region runs from base 457 to 1917 and encodes 486 amino acids. Gene Ontology annotation, molecular function: RNA polymerase II cis-regulatory region sequence-specific DNA binding; DNA-binding transcription factor activity, RNA polymerase II-specific. Gene Ontology annotation, biological process: regulation of transcription by RNA polymerase II.
UGUUGUGAAGCGCUGGUGGGAUGGGUUGGGGCGGGUCCACGAGAGGCGAGUCCCCGCCCCCUAUAUUUAAGCCUUGUCAGUCGUGUUCGCCGCCCGCAGUCAGAUAUAGCACGAGGUUGGGGCUGGAUGCGGAGCUGCGAGUUGGAGGCGGAGCUCAUGGCAGCAGCAGUUACUGGGGAUCCCCGUGCGCCGCUCCUGUGUGUGACAGCCGGGGCCGGAGCGUUCUCCUCCGUGCAGGGAAUCCCGCGUGCAACGCCGUGACCGCCGGCAUCACCUACUCCCCGCAGUGUCUCAUACACUCCCGUGCAACGUGCGCUCUUGUGGACGCUGCUCUCAUUACAGACUGCAGCCCAGUGUGGAUUUGUUCUGUGUAAACUUUCCCCGUGUCCUGUGUGGAUUUACCUGCAGUCACCUCAUUGCACUGACGGUGGACGCACAGCUGGCGCUGCUAAGUUAAUGAGGCAGCAGCAGCCGCCGCCCAGUGAGUGUGACAUGGCUCUCAGCGGGACCCUACUGCCUUCCAUCUCCACCUUUACUGCGGGAACCCCGGGCAAGGAGAAAAUGCUGAGACAGGCAAGUGCUGGCAACAAGUGGAGAGAAGAGCUGUCCCACAUGAAAAGGCAUCCUGCACUUAACCAAUCUCGCCCCUAUGAUGGUUUAGAGGGAGACUCGACAGCUUUGGGGUCUCGCAGGGAGCCGGAAGAAUUUAAUGAACUUCUCGACUUUGAUUUUAUACUAUCCAAUUCUCUUAUUCAUCAGGAGUCUAUGGUUGCUUCUUCCUCCUCCUCGGCCACUGCUUCUUCUCCUCCACCAGCGGCUCCUCUUCCAGACAGCAUGUCUGCACUGUCAUCCUCUGCCAACUGUAAUUUUAUAUAUCAGAUACGCUGCCCCCAGGAAGCAUCUGGUGGCACCACUCUCAUGUACACUCCUAGAGACUCCACCAUAACAACCCCCACUUUUAACCUGGCGGAUAUAAAUGACGUGUCUCCUUCUGGUGGGUUUGUGGCUGAGCUUAUGAGACCAGACUUGGACCCAGUUUAUAUGCAGCAACCGCAAACUAGUCUACAAGGAAAAUUUGUAUUGAAGACUGCUGUGGAAAUGGGUGAUUAUGGCCAGUCCAUCAGUGUUAGAAAGAGUGGUUCUGCCAUGGACACUCCUAUGGUGGUAUAUACUAGCCACCCACUGCCCAGAAUGUGUCAGAAGAUCAAACAGGAACCAUCUGCAUCUUGCUCUGUCUCAUGCCAAAUGGAUGGACAAGGGCAACAGUCACAAGGGCAGCAUGACUUCCAAGUAGGAAGGGUGCUGCCAAGCAGGACUAACCAGCCUUUAACGCCAGAUGAGCUAAUGGUCAGGGAUUGCCAUGCCCCCCCUCAGACAUUAAGCCACCCAUCUCUGCCAAUACCUCCCGGCUACCACACUUCUGCAAGUUUCCCUCACUUCUCACCAGACCAGCCACAACUGCCUCCAACUCCACUUCAGUAUCAAGGUCAGUCUUAUCUAAAUAUUUUUGAAGAACCUUUAAACUUUCAACUCUUGAAACAAGAAGUUAUGCUGACUCCACCCUCUUCACCUCUAGAGCUCUUAACCCCGGGCAGCUGCUUGUCAGAAGAAGCUAAGCCCAAGAGGGGUCGCAAAUCGUGGCCCAGGAAAAGGACAGCUACUCACACAUGUGAGUACGCCGGCUGCGGAAAGACCUAUACCAAGAGUUCACAUUUAAAAGCCCACCUGCGCACGCACACAGGAGAAAAGCCAUACCACUGUGACUGGGAAGGCUGCGGCUGGAAAUUUGCUAGAUCUGAUGAACUGACACGUCACUACCGGAAACAUACAGGUCAUCGACCUUUCCAGUGCCAAAGGUGCGACCGAGCCUUUUCUAGAUCUGACCAUCUCGCUUUGCACAUGAAAAGGCACUUCUGAGUGCAUGAAGGCCUAAAUACUGCCACAAGAGUUUCAGUAUUUAUAUCACCCAUAACAUGGGAAUGGGAGAGAAAAGAACACAAGCACUACAACUUGCAAUGUUUGAGAAGUAAGACUUUGAAACCUGAAACAACUGAAUAACAAUUCUUCACUACAUUAUGGAGAAUAUACUAAUUUAACACAGUCUAGAAGAAAACUGGGUUUUGACUGGAUCUUCGAACAUUCCAUUUUUGGAUAAAACUGGACUUACAUUUUUGGACUAGGUCUUAAGGCUCAGUGACUGGAAAUGGUGAUUGCACUAUUCAGAGGUGUUCAGUUUAGGACCACCUGCUGCUGUCCUAUUUAAUCAUAUUCCACCAGCCAGGUGAUGGAUGGGCUUCAGCCAUAGUCCACUGAGUAAACUCCUCUUGUUACUCAUUGGGACUUGUGUAACAUUUGAGGGAAGGAUGUAUUAUCUUAAUUUGACGUAAAACUCUAAAGUGUGCCUUUUCCCACACAGUGAAAAAGCUAAUUAAAUGCUGGUUGAAGGAAUAAAGUCAUUUUAGCUAAUGGUGCUUACUGGCUGAUACGUCUAAUGGUACCAAAAUUUGAAGCCAAAGUUCUCAAACUGCUGCAUAUUUGACAAGGAAAUCUAUUUUGUCUUCCGAUUUUUAGAAUUGACCAAAGUCAGGUGUGUAAACCUGACUUAUUUUAAUAUAUUUGUAUAUGCAGACAGUGUGUGAUGCGCUGUGGUUUCUGUGUGCAAUAAGUUGUACAAUGGUCUCUUACCACAUAUGCCUUACCCAGAACAAAUGUUUUUUCUAUAUAGGACUUUACAUAGUAAAAUAUGUAAUAUAAACCUAUGACAACUUCUAUUUUGUAUAUUUGUAAUAUUGAAGUAAAUGAAACAUUUUUGGAAUUUGUAUUUUGCUUAUUCAAUAAUUUUAAAUAAACCUAUAUUUUAUUUGGUG